This is a messenger RNA of Cloeon dipterum, 690 nucleotides long. Its product is annotated as farnesol dehydrogenase-like. The transcript has 4 exons. Lineage: Eukaryota; Metazoa; Arthropoda; Insecta; Ephemeroptera; Baetidae. The record is from RefSeq and is a predicted model, not a curated record. Gene Ontology annotation, molecular function: oxidoreductase activity, acting on the CH-OH group of donors, NAD or NADP as acceptor. The coding region runs from base 1 to 690 and encodes 229 amino acids.
AUGAUACUGAAAAACUUGGCGAAUCGCGUUGCUAUUGUGACUGGAGCCAGGUCAUGUAUUGGAGCGGCCACGGCCCGCCAAAUGGUUAAUUUGGGCAUGAAGGUGGUUGGAGUUUCCCGUAAAUUGGUUGGAACUCCCCAGUGGGAUGAAGAGGACCACACGGGCAAGAUGGUCUUUGUGUAUGGUGACGUGACCCAACUACGCGACAUCAGUAGGAUUCUCAACUGGACAAGGAAAGAGUUUGGCCGCACUGAUGUGCUCGUGAAUGCCGCUGGAUUGUUCCACAACUCGAGCAAUCCUGCAACGUUGAAGAAGAUGUAUGAAACCAACAUCAUUGGCACACUCCUGUUUUCCAGAGCGGCCGUUUGGGAAAUGAUGGCCAAUGGUACUACAAAUGGCCACAUCAUUACCAUUUCCAGCUUGGUCGGGAAGCAAGAUAUGAGAGCAUUCUCAGGAGCGUAUCUUGCAACUCACGAUGCUGUGAGACGACUGACUGCCGUUCUAGAGGCCGAAGUUAAGGAAUCGUUUCUACCAAUUCAAGUCAACAACAUUAGAACCUCUCAUAGGUUAGUGAGUACCAAGCCAGAAGAUUAUAUCCCAAUACACGACAUUGCCCCAGAGGACAUCGCUAGAGCAAUUUGCCAUGCUGUCUCCAUAGACCAUCCAUCAUCGCAUAUGACAUAUUUGUAA